Messenger RNA from Saccharomyces kudriavzevii IFO 1802, 2601 nucleotides. It is a transcript of the gene RNR3, whose product is annotated as ribonucleotide-diphosphate reductase subunit RNR3. Gene Ontology annotation, biological process: DNA replication; deoxyribonucleotide biosynthetic process. Gene Ontology annotation, molecular function: ATP binding; ribonucleoside-diphosphate reductase activity, thioredoxin disulfide as acceptor. NCBI's taxonomy places the organism in Eukaryota, Fungi, Ascomycota, Saccharomycetes, Saccharomycetales, Saccharomycetaceae. The record is from RefSeq and is a predicted model, not a curated record. The transcript has a single exon. The coding region runs from base 1 to 2601 and encodes 866 amino acids. Gene Ontology annotation, cellular component: ribonucleoside-diphosphate reductase complex.
AUGUACGUUAUUAAAAGAGACGGCCGCAAAGAGCCUGUGCAAUUUGAUAAAAUCACUUCCCGUAUCACCCGUUUAUCAUACGGGCUAGAUCCCAACCGUAUCGAUGCCGUUAAGGUGACGCAACGUAUCAUAUCGGGUGUCUACUCCGGUGUGACGACCGUUGAACUGGACAACUUGGCUGCUGAAACCUGUGCUUACAUGACCACUGUGCACCCCGAUUAUGCCACUUUGGCUGCCAGGGUUGCCAUCUCUAACUUACAUAAGCAGACGACAAAGCAGUUUUCGAAAGUCAUUGAAGACCUGCACGACUGGGUUAACCCUGCGACUGGGAAGCUCGCUCCUAUGAUUUCGGAUGAAGUCUAUAAUAUUGUCAUGGAAAACAAAGAUACCUUAAAUUCGGCCAUCGUGUACGACAGAGACUUCAAGUAUACCUAUUUUGGGUUCAAGACUUUGGAACGUUCGUACCUGCUAAGACUGAAUGGUGAAGUGGCCGAACGUCCGCAACACUUGGUCAUGCGUGUGGCCCUAGGUAUUCACGGUAGCGAUAUCGAGUCGGUGCUGAAGACUUAUAACUUGAUGUCCUUGAGAUAUUUCACUCACGCCUCCCCCACUUUAUUUAAUGCCGGUACGCCACACCCUCAAAUGUCGUCCUGUUUCCUGAUUGCCAUGAAGGAUGAUUCCAUUGAAGGUAUUUACGACACUUUGAAAGAAUGCGCUAUGAUUUCCAAGACUGCAGGUGGUGUUGGUCUUCAUAUCAACAACAUCCGUUCCACUGGUUCGUAUAUUGCUGGUACCAAUGGUACUUCAAAUGGGUUGAUUCCCAUGAUUCGUGUCUUUAACAACACUGCCCGUUACGUGGAUCAAGGUGGUAACAAGAGACCCGGUGCAUUUGCCCUUUUCUUGGAACCAUGGCACGCAGAUAUUUUCGACUUUGUCGAUAUCAGAAAAACCCAUGGUAAAGAAGAAAUUCGUGCAAGAGAUCUGUUCCCCGCUCUAUGGAUUCCUGAUCUUUUCAUGAAGCGUGUCCAAGAAGACGGUCCUUGGACUUUGUUUUCGCCCAGUUCUGCUCCAGGUUUAGACGAUGUUUGGGGUGAUGAAUUCGAAGAGCUAUAUACGCGUUACGAAAGAGAAGGUCGUGGUAAAACUAUCACCGCCCAAAAGCUGUGGUACGCCAUCUUACAAUCACAAACAGAAACAGGUACACCUUUUAUGGUGUACAAGGAUGCAUGCAACAGAAAGACAAACCAACAAAACUUGGGGACUAUCAAAUCGUCUAAUUUGUGCUGUGAAAUCGUCGAGUAUUCCUCUCCAGAAGAAACUGCUGUUUGUAAUCUAGCGUCUAUUGCCCUACCUGCAUUUGUUGAAGUUGCCGAAGACGGUAAGACUGCAACUUAUAAUUUUCAAAGCUUACAUGAUAUUGCUAAAGUCAUUACUCAUAACUUAAACAGGGUUAUUGACCGUAAUUAUUAUCCAGUGCCUGAGGCUAGAAACUCUAAUAUGAGACAUAGGCCUAUUGCUUUGGGGGUUCAAGGUUUGGCCGAUACUUAUAUGAUGUUGCGUUUACCAUUUGAAUGUGAUGAGGCUCAAACCCUAAACAAACAGAUUUUCGAAACCAUUUACCAUGCUACCCUUGAAGCCUCCUGUGAAUUGGCCCAAAAAGAGGGCAAAUAUUCUACUUUCGAAGGCUCUCCUUCCUCUAAGGGUAUUUUACAAUUCGAUAUGUGGAAUGCUAAGCCAUUUGGUAUGUGGGAUUGGGAAACCUUGAAAAAGGACAUUGUCAAGCAUGGUUUAAGAAACUCCUUAACAAUGGCCCCAAUGCCAACUGCUUCAACCUCCCAAAUCCUUGGGUACAAUGAAUGUUUCGAGCCAGUGACUUCAAACAUGUACUCUCGUCGUGUCUUAUCCGGUGAAUUCCAAGUCGUUAAUCCAUACUUAUUGCGUGAUUUAGUCGACCUGGGCAUCUGGGAUGACAGUAUGAAGCAAUAUUUGAUUACACAAAAUGGUUCUAUUAAGGAUUUGCCAAAUGUUCCACAAGAUUUGAAAGAAUUAUACAAGACUGUUUGGGAAAUUUCUCAAAAGACCAUCAUCAACAUGGCUGCUGAUCGUUCGAUCUACAUUGAUCAAUCUCAUUCUUUGAAUCUUUUCUUGCAAUCACCAUCAAUGGGUAAAAUUACUAGUAUGCAUUUCUAUGGUUGGAAGAAGGGUUUGAAAACCGGUAUGUAUUAUUUAAGGACACAAGCCGCCUCUGCUGCUAUUCAAUUUACUAUUGAUCAGGAUGUUGCCGAUCAAGCCGCUACACACAUUGCAUCUACCGCAGAAUUAGAUCGUCCCGUUUAUAUUCCAACUGGUGCGAAAUUCACUGAUAAAGUUGCAUUAACGCCUGCCGAAAACUCGGAUAAGGAAACGUCGCCAGUUCCAUCCGAACCAUCUUCAGUCUCUAGUGCUAUGUCAAACAUGAAACUAGAAGAAGGAAUUACCCCUGCGGUCCCAACAGAAACAAUUAAAGAGGAAUCCAAUGGCAAGAAAUGUGACAUUUACAACGAAAAGGUCAUUGCUUGUCAAGCCCCCACCCCAGAAGCCUGUGAAUCAUGCUCCGGUUGA